AUGGUGUUUGGUUGGCGAAGAGCUUUCUGUACAUCGGUUCCACGGGAAGUGGAUUCCUCCUCCGCCGUUAGAGCAACCGGAGAUGAUCCGGAUCAUGAGAGGAAUGGUGGCGGUGGAGGUGGCGGUGGCGGUGGCGGUGGAGGUGGUGGUACUCCUAAAUUUGGUGGAAGAUUUGGAUUUUUUAGCUCUUCUUCCUCUAAUCUGUCUACGCCUCGGAUUCAAUCGCAGACGGAUUUAACUCCAAGACUUCGUUGUCGAACAAGUAGCGGAAACCUGCCGGAGAAAUCAGCGUCUGUUCCUGUAAGUCCAAAGCUUCACUGUAAAACAACUGGAAGUAAUGGAGUGUUUCAAUGGUCAUCGACUCCGUCGUCGCCUCGCUCUCCUUCAACUUUCUCUCUCCUCAAAUCAAACUUACGCCUCACCACAAAUAGAUGUGGAUUAUGCUUGCAGAGCGUGAAGCGAGGGCGCGGCGUAGCGAUUUACACGGCGGAGUGUUCUCAUGGUUUUCACUUUCCGUGCAUCGCCGGUCAUGUGAAGCAAAAAGGGAGCUUAGCUUGCCCUAUUUGUGGCACCAUGUGGAAAGAGAUGCCUGUGUUGUCUGUAAACGAUGAGAAUCAGAAGCAUCAUUUUGGUGAAGAAGAAGAAACGCUUAGGGAAAAGCUAGCCACGACACUAAUGAUCGAUGUUGUUGAGAAGAAGAACAGCAAAUUGAGGAAACAGCAUUCGUUUAAACCAGAUUUGAAAAUUUAUGAUGAUGAUGAGCCAUUACCUUCGCUGACGCCUAAAGCUCGGUUCAAUCCGAUUCCGGAGACUGAUGAAAACUGCGACGAAGACUCCAUUGAAGAGUUUCAAGGAUUUCAUAGUAACAGUAGUAACAGUCCCGUCGGUGUUCAUGCAAAAGAUGUGGACGUACGAUUGCUGCCGGAGACAGCUGUCAUCUCAGCUGGUCGGAAUCACGAAACGUACGCGAUUGUUCUAAAAGUAAAAGCUCCGUCGAUGCCGCCGGCGAAAUCACAAGGCAGAGCUCCGAUUGAUGUAGUAACCGUCGUUGAUAUUACUCCCUUUGAAGAGGAUGACAGCCACCGGCCAACGAACGGCGCGUCGUAUAGUCGACGCCAUGGCAGUUCUCGAAGGCUCAUCAAACGGAACCGACGCCGUAAGAAAGGCCGCAAAAGUGCUAGAAGACCGUCGGGGAAAAAAACGCCGCCGGCAGCAUCAUCCUCAUCUCCGACAUCCCCGACCAAUCAUCACACGUGUCUUCCACGCGCUACUCCCACUCUCAAAACUCACCUUGACGUCGCCCUACACACAGUCAAACUCGCCAUUAACGACGAUCAUUCCUUCGCGAAAUCGAUCGGAAACUUACUCAACGUGGUGGUUCAAGAUCUUCAAUUGGACUUCCGGUUUAUCUCCGGCUCUUCUCCGGCGGAAAUCACAGCGGUGUACUCGUAUACACCCAAACCCGUCGCUCUCGGGUCGGGUAGGAUCCGAAUAGGAGAAUUGUUUGCAAAUGAAGAAAGAGAAUUGUUGAUUGAAAUGAAAGUCCCUACGUCGGCGAUGAGGGUCCACCAAGUACUAUCAGUGAGCUGCACCUACAGGGAAUCCUUAACCCAUGAAAUUAUUUACUCUAAAGAGAAUACACUCGUUGUACCUUUACCUAAUCCAACAACCCUCAGAUCAUCAGCGAUCACCAUCCAACGGCUGAGAAGCCUCUUCGUCACAACUCGAGCUGUAGCCGAAUCACGCCGGCUCACGGCUCGUAACGACAUCAUCGGCGCAUACCACAUCCUCAUCUCGGCUCGCGCGUUAAUCCAACAAACGACUUCGGCUUCGUCUCCCAAUAACGAGUUUCUAACCAGCUUGGAAGCCGAGCUGAACGAUUUACAACGGCGGCGCGUGGUUCAAGCCGAGAGAGCGACGAUAGAUACUGCGGUGGAGCCGUUAACGCCGACGUCGGCUUGGAGAGUGGCUGAGAAGCUCGCGAAAGUCGCGAUUAUGAGAAAGUCGUUAAACAGAGUCAGCGACUUACACGGGUUUGAAGACGCCAGAUUCUAA
Molecule: messenger RNA, 2055 nt
Organism: Lactuca saligna
Lineage: Eukaryota; Viridiplantae; Streptophyta; Magnoliopsida; Asterales; Asteraceae
Source: the annotation of a GenBank genome assembly